Messenger RNA from Ceratina calcarata, 1574 nucleotides. Its product is annotated as plexin-A4-like. The annotation marks the transcript as partial. Gene Ontology annotation, cellular component: semaphorin receptor complex; plasma membrane. The record is from RefSeq and is a predicted model, not a curated record. The transcript has 2 exons. NCBI's taxonomy places the organism in Eukaryota, Metazoa, Arthropoda, Insecta, Hymenoptera, Apidae. Gene Ontology annotation, molecular function: semaphorin receptor activity; protein binding. Gene Ontology annotation, biological process: semaphorin-plexin signaling pathway; regulation of cell migration.
UGAAUCACAGUCUGGGUCAGUUCGCCGAACGAUACUUGUGUCGAGUGGGAGUACUUGCGCGCGUGUGUUCUGUGAUCACAUGAGUGCGGGAGCCGUUUCAUACAAUAUUGUCACUUAUUAUUACUCAGUGUAUCUAAUCAGUGUACAGUGGUUCAUCGAAAAAGGUAGAAAACCAAACCGUGUCUGGCUAAAGGGAUAAUGUUCAAGCGUGUCGCCGAGAAGGCCGUCGAGGUUGCACGGAGUGAGACGAAACUCGCCGAGGAGAAUAAGAACGCGUGACAGGUCUGGGCGAGGCUCGAGGAAGACACGAGGGUCCCCGGGCGCAGCGAGGGAGGAAAUCGCGGCAGAUCGCGUCCCGCGUAGCAUUAGAAAGUAGAUAGAAAAUAGGUAAGAUGCUAGUCUUCCCGGGCAGCGGCGCGACAUCGACGAGGACGGCGAAGAUGGGAUCGAUGUUCUCGCAUCAACAGCAACUGCGUCUGCUCCUGUCGAUCCUGGUGCUGUUGUCUCCUCGGCUGCCGGUGCGUUCGACGCCGGCCGACAUAGUACAAAGGUUCCACGACCCGGAGGUCAAGCGUAUGAACCAUCUGGUCGUGGACAAAAACACCGGUCGGGUGUACGUGGGCGCGGUCAACCGGCUGUAUCAGCUCUCGCCGGACCUGAGCCUCGUCGUGGAGGAAGUGACCGGUCCGAAAGGGCAUUCUAACGAGUGCUCGAUGAUCGACUGUCCCCGCGAAACACCGACGCGACUCGUAGAUAACGUGAACAAGGCGUUGGUGAUCGAUUACACGACCACCAGACUGAUAUCGUGCGGGAGCUUGUUCCAAGGUACCUGCACCGUGAGGAACCUCCAUAACAUCUCGGACGUGGUGCAAGAGGUGAAGGAAGCAGUGGUCGCGAACAACGCGACGGCCUCUACAGUGGCGUUCAUAGCGCCCGGGCCACCUAACCCGCCUGUGUCUCAAGUGAUGUACGUCGGCGUCACGUUCACCGGGAACUCGCCGUACCGAUCGGAGGUGCCCGCGGUCAGCUCCAGAUCGCUGGACAAGGACAAAAUGUUGAACAUCGCGGAAGCCGCCGUCACCACCGGAACGAGGAUGUAUAUAAACUCGUUGUCGCGCGAGCGGUACCCCAUCACCUACGUGUACGGGUUCAGCAGCGGCGGGUUCAGCUACUUCAUGACCACCCAGAUGAAGAGCACCGAGACUCAGGUGCACAUAUCGAAACUGGUGCGGGUCUGCCACGAGGAUAUGCAUUACUACUCGUACACGGAGAUACCGAUCAACUGUACCAGCGACGGGACUUAUUACAACCUGGUACAGGCCGCGUACGUCGGCAAGGCCGGCUCGGUCCUAGCCAGCGAUUUAGGCAUCACUGCCCAGGACGACGUGUUGUUCGCCGUCUUCGCCGAGAGCAACGGCACCAAUACCGACGUACCCAAACCACAUUCCGCGCUAUGCGUCUAUUCGCUGAAGGCCAUCAGGAGAAAGUUCAUGACCAAUAUACAGAAGUGCUUCAGCGGCGAGGGACACCGGGGACUGGAGUACAUCUCACCGAGCCAUCAGUGCAUCUUAACG